UAUUCCUCUUUAAAAUCCCUCUCUGAAAAUGUCAUGUCCCAACAAUGUGACUUCUAACUCGUUUUUGAUGGACUCGUUAGCCGGUACCUGCAGAGGGGAGAAUUAUUCCUCUAACCAAGGAAUGUACAUGCAGUCUGGGAACGACUUCAACUGUGGGAUGAUGAGGAACUGUGGAAUCAUCCCGUCUCUUUCCAAAAGAGACGAGGUGAAUAACGCCAGCCUGUCUCUCAGCACCUAUCCAUCUUACCUUUCUCAGCUAGACACCUGGUGUGACCCCAAAAAUACUUACCGAAUCGAACAACCUGUUGCGAGACAACUCCCCUCCUGCUCUUUCCCGACCAAUGUCAAGGAAGAAAAUGCCUGCUGCAUGUACAACGCAGACAAAAGGGCUAAAAACGCCACCGAGGCGACCCUCUACCCCAGUCAGAUGCCUGAAUCUUGCCUCAGUGACCAUGAAGUCCCCGUGCCCAGCUACUACCGCGCCAGCCAAGGUUAUUCCUCCAUGGAGAAGGCGUCCAACUGCAACAACCCGACCGAGUUUGAGGCAACUUUCGAACCCAGGGCGAGCCUCAGCCAGAGGAGUGAGCAUCUGGAGCAACCGCAGCCGCCACCACCUCCGCCACCACCUCCACCGCCGCCACCAUCUCAGCCACCACAGCCGCAGCCGCCGCCGCCGCAGCAGCCAACUCCACUUCCCCAACCCGGAGCUAAAGUCAGCUUCCCUGAAAACACAAAGCCGGAGAACCCUCAGAACACGCCGGCCAACGAAAUCAAAACCGAAAAAAGUCUCCCCGUGGCCAAAAUCAGUCCGUCGGAAUCUGAGAAGGACCUGAGCAAAUGCACAGACACCAGCACUGACAAUUCGGACAACGAAGCGAAAGAGGAUAUAAAGGCAGAAAACACUACAGGAAAUUGGCUGACAGCAAAGAGCGGAAGAAAGAAAAGAUGUCCUUAUACUAAACACCAGACGUUGGAACUGGAGAAGGAAUUCUUAUUCAAUAUGUACUUGACCCGAGAGCGCCGCCUGGAGAUUAGCAAGAGUAUUAAUCUAACAGACAGACAAGUCAAAAUCUGGUUUCAGAACCGCAGGAUGAAACUCAAGAAAAUGAACAGAGAGAAUCGAAUUCGAGAACUGACUUCCAAUUUUAAUUUCACUUGAAAGUGUUCGCGGAAAGGAUGGGGGGGGGCGGGAAAUCAUUACAAAUCUUGUGCAGUAUUUUUUUUUCCUUCCAUUUUCCUGGGUAUAAAUGCAAUGCGUGGUUGGGGGUGUAGGGGAGAGGAGACAACCAGGACCUCAGGCUAGCGUGCAGUUCUAUGAUUUGGGUAUUUACAGUUUGUAGAGCGAAGGUGCAUCCAUCGAUAUAAAGCAUGAAGAAUAUAUAUAUAUAUAUAUUGCAUCAAUGUUUCUAUGUAAAAUAAAGACUUCAGGUGGUUGCUAAAACAAACGAGAUGGGGGGGGGGAGCGCCCAGCUUUUAAGUUAUUCACGAGCAGCACAAAGAAAAGGAAAAGGGAGAUUUAAAAGAAAACAAAAAAGACUGAAGGACCCUAUCUCUAUGCCUUUUUUAUGUUUAGGAUCCUAGGUGCGUCUGAAAGUUUGCUUUUCAUAUCCUAGUGUAGUCUGCCUAUUGUAUAAUAAAAAAUGACUCCAAAUGAAUUUCAUAUGUGUCUGUAAAUGAAAGUGGGAACAUGCUCACAUGGUGUAGUUAUGCAGUCUCCUUCCAGUGAGGACCAUUAUAUUUAAAAAAAAGGAAGAAAGAAAAUAAUAAAGCAGUAUUGAUAUCUUCUGAUGAGGGAGAGGUGGAACAAGUCCGAUUUCUCUUUUUUAAUUUUUUUCCCUGUGACUGUUAUUUAAAUAUAUUCUGUAUGUGGUACCCUUUGCAUGUAUCUUCCUUUAUGGAGCCAAAUAAAUUUCUUAGAACCGU
This is a messenger RNA of Gekko japonicus, 1923 nucleotides long. It is a transcript of the gene HOXC10, whose product is annotated as homeobox C10. Lineage: Eukaryota; Metazoa; Chordata; Lepidosauria; Squamata; Gekkonidae. Gene Ontology annotation, molecular function: DNA-binding transcription factor activity, RNA polymerase II-specific; RNA polymerase II cis-regulatory region sequence-specific DNA binding. The transcript is spliced from 2 exons. The record is from RefSeq and is a predicted model, not a curated record. The coding region runs from base 29 to 1159 and encodes 376 amino acids. Gene Ontology annotation, cellular component: nucleus. Gene Ontology annotation, biological process: regulation of transcription by RNA polymerase II.